Gigantopelta aegis is the source of this 1346-nucleotide messenger RNA. RefSeq names its product multicystatin-like. The transcript has 8 exons. NCBI's taxonomy places the organism in Eukaryota, Metazoa, Mollusca, Gastropoda, Neomphalida, Peltospiridae. Gene Ontology annotation, molecular function: cysteine-type endopeptidase inhibitor activity. The record is from RefSeq and is a predicted model, not a curated record. The coding region runs from base 187 to 1158 and encodes 323 amino acids.
UUUACACCUUCCACGAAAAACAAUACAGAUAAAUUUAAAUUUAAUUUGUUUUUCUCAAAUAGCGUUGGCGAAAUUUUGCUAUAAAACCACGAUGUCCCGCAGCAUGCCUUCAGAAUCAUCUCCGAGCAUUAGAACAGUCUUGAUCUGCAAGGCAAAGAAAAGUCGACGCUACUCCGGAUCCAAGUCAUGAAGCUGCUGUUGUUGUUGAUUGUGAUCGUUCCAGUCACUCUUAGUUUAAGUCCUGGAGGCGUGGUGCCCAUCGAUGUGACGGGAAUGGACACUCUAGCAGCCGCCAACGAGGCUCUGACGCUGUUGAAUUCAAAAGAAAACACAGAAAGACAGCUGAACAAGAUCUUAAGCGCAAGUGUACAGGUUGUUGACGGUCUGAAGUAUGUGUUUACUGUUGACGUGAAAACUGGAGACAGAGACGAGAUCUGUCGCCUGACCAUCGUGAAACAGGCGUGGUUGAAUUUCUCCAGACUCACACACAGCGAGUGCAAGGCCAGACAAGUCGUCGCUGUUGAAGCUGCUGACAGUGCUGUGGUUGGCGGAGCUAAGUCUGUUGACACGACCAGGGAAGAUGUCGUCGCCAUGGCUGAAAAUGCUCUCAGCAAACUAAAUGCUAAAGAAGACACAUCAAGAACCUUGAACAAAAUCGUCUCUGCCAAAAUACAAGUUGUGGCUGGGAUAAAAUACGUAUUUACUACUGACGUUCAAAACGGAAACGUGAACGAGGUUUGUCAACUUACUAUCUUGGUAAAAGCAUGGCUGUCUGAGAUAACGUUAACGGAUCAUCAGUGUGGACCCAAAACAAGGAGGUCUGUGAUUGGUGGAUUGGAAGCGGUGCACAUUAAUGAUGUGGGCUUACAGAAAUCCAUUGAGUUCGCAGUUCACACACUGAACGCAAAAUCAAAUUCUCUUCACAUGAGCGUACCAAUGGCUAUUUCUAACAUCAAACAACAGAUUGUGGCAGGUGUUAAAUACGAAUUUACAAUGAAGUUAGUGGAAUCUACAUGCAACAAAGAAGUCGCCAUUUCGCUGACGUCUUGUCCGCAACUUGCUAAUGGACUGACCCAGACGUGUGACGUGCAGGUAUUGUUCCAGGCGUGGACUCCCACACAGUUCACGCUUCUUCAAGACAAGUGUACGGCACUCUAGACUGACUGAUGUUCGUCCACUUGUUGACAUCUAAUGCUGAUUCGUUGAGGGAUUAUUUAGUUCAUCCGGAACAAGGAAUGUCCACAAAGCAUUCAUUAAUUAUUAAUUACACAAUGUUUCUGGUGCUUCAAUCUCCUAUUUUGUACUUAUUUUAUUGUAUAUACAUUGUAUUAAAAUAUGUCAGUAUA